UUACAGUCUUCGUUGAACAAAAACCCUUUCCUAUCUCUAAAACCCGAGUGGCCUCUCCCUACGAUAACCACGACGAAAAAGUGGUCGAAGAAGAUCGAUUCGCCACCACACGCACCAACCAUGAGCUCCUUCAACGGAAACAUGGACAACCUACUACUCCAAACCCUACUCGGCCGCCUCCAAAUCCGCCCCCCAAGCUCCCCUUUCCUCUCUCAAUCCCUAGACGACCUCCUCUUCAAAUCCGACGACACCGAUGACGAAGAAGACCUCGAUUCCCAAAACAAUCUCGAACGGGAAGAAGCCAAGCUCGAGAAGGAGCUAAUCCGCGUCAUCGUCUCGGGUCGAAUCGACUCUCUGAAGCCCAAUUCGGGUCAAGCCGUGACGGUCAACGAGCACCACAUCUGCGUUGGGUUUCACGAGGAUGAGGAGUCGGAUUACCGUGUCUGGGAGUGGCAUGGGCAUAUCAUGCUUUUCGAUGAGGAGAAUGGGUACACGCCUGAGUAUAUCUACGGGAAUUACUUCGAGAGGUUGCCUGUGAAGUUGCUGCCGAGUCAAAGAGGAGGUGUGGGUAAGGAGAAGAAGGAGGUGAAAGAGGAGGAGGAGGAGGUGGAGAGUUUGGGUGGUUUGAGAGAGUUGAUUGAUGGUGGAGAUGGUGAUCGUGGUAGGGUUCUUCACAGGAACAUCAACAUUGGUUCCUCAAGGGCCUAAUUCCUAGGAGCGGUUUGGCAGGGAGAGGUCACAUUGCUCGGGAAGAUUUCAGAUAUGUGUGGACAGACAACUCAGGGCAAAAAAAGAAUAACGCGUUACGGAUUCUGUUCCGUUCUAUUUAAACCCAUGGGUGAAAAUCACCUGAAGUUGUUUCUUCUCCAAAUUUACAAUACAUGUUGGUGAACAGAGCAAAGAUUACACAUGAUUAUGGUUAUUGAACCCAAAAGCUUUGAACUCUC
Molecule: messenger RNA, 947 nt
Organism: Brassica oleracea var. oleracea
Lineage: Eukaryota; Viridiplantae; Streptophyta; Magnoliopsida; Brassicales; Brassicaceae
Exons: 2
Coding region: 121-708 (195 amino acids)
Source: RefSeq, a predicted model, not a curated record